AACAAUAAUUAUUAACAUCUAUAAUGGGUUUUGAAAUUGUCGAUUUAGGAAUUGCUGCCAGUGUAUUCUUGGGUCUUUACCUUUGCUUCUUCGGACUUGCAGUUUAUGCCAUAACCCAAAAAGGGUUCAAAAGUGUUUACCUGUGGUUCUUUUUCUAUGGAAUUGUUCGAACUGGAGGCCAAGUUUCAGGAGUGGGUUUCGCCAUUGCUGGAGAGACCCACUAUCAAUGGUUGAUUGCUUAUAUGGUUAUGUCUGUUGAAGGGUAUUUUGCCUUGGUGAUGGCUUCCCUCUACAUCUUAUGCAUCGAGCAGAAGAGGGUAUGGGGAGUAUCUCCUUUAGAAACUCCCUUUAUUACUAUACGUGGUGCUAAGAGAUCCUAUAAGUCAUUGUUCCACCUUAUUUUGGUUCCAGGAAAUGCACUUUUGAUCGCCGGUGGGUGUAUGCUUACAGGAUUAACAGUCCAACAGUUGGCCAAUAACCAUUCUAAAAUCGUUACUUCCAGGGCUUUGAGAACCACCGGUCAAGCUAUCUUUUUGGUGCAGUCUCUCAGCGUAUCGGCAUUGAGUAUCCACAGCUAUUUCUUCAAGAACUUGAGAAGUGUCUCUAUGAAGAUGUUGUUAGUCAUCAUCCCAUUCAUCACCAUGAGAGGUGUGUACGGGUUGGUAUCCAUCUACAUUGAUAAAAUGGAUUACUUCCUCAUCUCCAACUACAUCAGCAUAGCCAACCACAAAGAUAUGACCAUUUAUGAGUAUACAUUGGGAACUAGUAUGGAGUUCAUCUCAGCCUUCGUUAUGGUGAACACUGUUUGGUUCAGCAAGGGCCCAAUAAACGAGGACACUGGAGGGCUCAGCGACGGAGAUUCCAAGGUCUGAGUGCCAGAGAUCCAAAGUUCUUGUUAUUCUUCAUAGCUAGUUAUAGUGAUAAUAGAAUUAUAUGAAUUAUACACGGUUUUGGUAUGAAAAGGAACACGGAAAAAACAUCGAAAGCUGGAUCUCAUU
This is a messenger RNA of Yamadazyma tenuis ATCC 10573, 998 nucleotides long. RefSeq lists its product as uncharacterized. NCBI's taxonomy places the organism in Eukaryota, Fungi, Ascomycota, Pichiomycetes, Serinales, Debaryomycetaceae. The record is from RefSeq and is a predicted model, not a curated record.